Messenger RNA from Miscanthus lutarioriparius, 762 nucleotides. The record is from the annotation of a GenBank genome assembly. NCBI's taxonomy places the organism in Eukaryota, Viridiplantae, Streptophyta, Magnoliopsida, Poales, Poaceae.
AUGCCGGUGAAGCGGUCAGCGUCCGUGGCGGCGCUGCUCCCGCCAGUCGGCCGCCGCGCGCGGGCCCGCCUCUGCGUCCGCCUCGCCGCGUCGCUCUCCUUCCUGCUCCUCUUCGUGGCGCUGUUCCGCGCCCAGCCGCUCCUGGGCGUUCCGCCCGCUGCGCCGCCGCCCUCCGAAGGCCCCGCUAAGGUCGCCUUCCUCUUCCUCGUCCGUGCGGGGGUGCCGCUCGACUUCCUCUGGGACGCCUUCUUCCGCAACGGCGAGGAGGGGAGGUUCUCGGUGUACGUGCAUUCCGCGCCGGGGUUCCAGCUCGACCGCACCACCACGGGAUCGCCAUACUUCUACGGGCGGCAACUUGCGAGGAGCGUCAAGGUGGUGUGGGGAGAGGCAACCAUGGUCGAGGCAGAGAGGAUGUUGUUUGCCGCCGCGCUUCAGGAUCCCGCGAACCAGCGCUUUGUUUUGCUCUCUGAUAGCUGUGUUCCUCUCUACAAUUUCAGCUCCAUGUAUACUUACUUGAUGGCUUCACCUAAAAGUUUUGUAGACAGCUUCGUUGACAAGACGGAGAAGCGUUACAAUCAAGAGAUGUCUCCUGCCAUUCCAAAGGAUAAAUGGAGGAAAGGAUCUCAGUGGGUAGUAUUAAUCAGAAAACAUGCUGAAGUUGUUGUUGGUGACAAAAAUUUAUUAAAAGUAUUCAGAAGACAUUGCCAGAUCCUUGGAUCCAUGAGCUUACAACUAGUUGAACAAAAGCAUGAGAUGAGCUGA